AAGGGGGAGAGAGAGAACGCGGAAACGGGAGAAAGAGGUGGAGAGAGAGAGAGAGCUCGAGCAGGCAGAGAGAACAGAGCGAGAGAGAGGCGCGUCACCCGGAGACCGCCUGCGCUCGAGCACUGCGUUUGUGUGUUUUUGCGCGUUUCUCUGGAUUUAAUCGGAUUGCCGUUGAGAAUAAUUGAGACCCGAGUGUGUGAGUGAGUGUCCGUGUGUGUGUGUAAGAAGAUGUCGGGGAACCGAGAGGAGGAGCGGCGCAAGCUGGCCGACAUCAUUAACCACUGGAACGCGAACCGGCUCGACCUGUUCGAGAUCAGCCAACCGACCGAGGAGUUGGAGUUCCAUGGUGUGAUGCGGUUUUAUUUCCAGGACAGAGUGGCCGGGAACUUCGCCACUAAGUGCAUCCGCGUGUCCAGCACGGCCACCACGCAAGACGUGAUCGAGACUCUGGCCGAAAAGUUCCGACCCGACAUGAGGAUGCUCUCGUCGCCCAAAUACUCCCUGUACGAGGUGCACGUCAGCGGGGAAGAACGGAAGCUGGACCUGGACGAGAAGCCCCUGGUGGUGCAGCUGAACUGGAACAAAGACGACAGAGAGGGACGCUUCGUCCUCAAGAACGAGAACGACAUCAUCCCGAAGAAAAUCCAAAGCAACGGGCCGGAGAAAGAAAAAGAAGGCGUGAUCCAGAACUUCAAAAGAACCCUGUCGAAGAAAGAGAAAAAGAAAGAGAAGAAGAGAGAUAAAGAGGCGUCCGCUCGGAUACCUGAUGGUGACGAGCACGCGCUGAACAGAGAGGACGGAGAGAACUCGAGACUGGCGGCGGAGGUCUACAAGGACAUGCCCGAGACCAGCUUCACUCGCACCAUCUCCAACCCCGAGGUGGUGAUGAAGAGGAGGAGGCAGCAGAAGCUGGAGAAGAGGAUGCAGGAGUUCCGCAGCGGAGACGGACGACCCGACUCAGGUGGGACGCUGAGGAUCUACGCAGACAGUCUGAAGCCCAACAUCCCCUAUAAGACCAUCCUGCUGUCCACCACCGACACGGCCGACUUCGCCGUGGCCGAGGCUCUGGAGAAGUACGGCCUGGAGAAGGAGAACCCCAGAGAGUACUGCAUCGCUCGGGUGGUCCACUCUGACGAGAAGCCCAUCAAAGAGACCAUCCUGGAGGACUCGGAGUGCCCUUUACAGAUCUUCCGAGACUGGACCAGCGAUAAAGAGGCGUUAGUGUUCCAGCUGAAGAAACGUCCUCCUGACUUCAUGCCUAAGAAAGGUCUCAAGCCGGGGGACAGGAUGGUGCCGCUGCAUGGAGGUCUGCCUCCUGAGAAACUGCCCUACCUGGUGGAGCUGAGUCCAGGGCGAGGGAAUCACUAUGCCUACUACGCUUACCGGCAACACGAAGAUGGGUCAGACUCCAGGGAUAAGCCUAAACUGUACCGGUUACAGCACAGCGUGACUGAGGUCGGCUCAGACCGGGGAGAAGACGGCAACAUCCAGCUGUUCGGGCCGGGCGUCCUGCCGCACCACUGUAACCUGAGGCACGCCGACGGUCUGGUCAUGGUCACGCCCGUCAGUCUGGACGCGGAGACCUUCGUGGAGGGACAGCGGAUCUCGGACACCACGGUGCUGCGCAGCGGCAUGACGCUGCAGUUCGGCGCCGCACACGUCUUCAAGUUUGUGGACCCGAGCUACGACCAGGGCCUCGCCAAGAGGGACCCGGGGGGCAUGGUGAAGGGCAGGCACAAGUCAGGGAGUGUCCCGGAGACGAGCUUUGACCUGCACGGGGACAUCCACAGCGGCGCUGCACUCCCAACCAGCAAGAGUUCAGGGAAGCUGGACAUGGACCGCCCGGGUAACGCCGGCGAGAGGGGCAUGGUGAAGCCCAUGAUGCGCACAGAGCCCGAGUUCGCAAAGCAUGAUGGGAGGCCACACGAGGGCCCCGAGCUCACGCUGCCGGCCAGCAUCGAGUUCAGGGACAACUCUGAAGAUGCUUUCCUGUCGGCCAUCAUUAACUACACCAACAGCUCCACCGUGCACUUUAAGCUGUCCCCCACCUACGUGCUGUACAUGACGUGUCGCUACGUCCUGUCCAGCCACUACAGACCCGACAUUAGCGCGUCGGAGCGGACGCACAAGGUCAUCGCCAUCGUCAACAAGAUGGUGAGCAUGAUGGAAGGAGUGAUCCAGGAGAUUCCUGAAGGUGACCAGAAGCAGAAAAACAUCGCCGGCGCCCUGGCCUUCUGGAUGGCUAACGCCUCGGAGCUGCUCAACUUCAUCAAGCAGGACAAAGACCUGAGCCGGAUCACGCUGGACGCCCAGGACGUCCUUGCGCAUCUCGUCCAGAUGGCCUUCAAGUACCUGGUUCACUGCCUGCAGUCAGAUCUGAAUAACUACAUGCCUGCGUUCCUCGAUGAUCCUGAGGAACAGAAUCCACAGAGACCCAAAAUUGAGGACGUGCUGCACACGCUGACGGGCGCCAUGUCGCUGCUGCGCCGUUGCCGCGUCAACGCCGCCCUCACCAUCCAGCUGUUCUCUCAGCUCUUCCACUUCAUCAACAUGUGGCUGUUCAACAAGCUGGUGACCGAGUCGGACUCGGGUCUGUGCUCGCACUACUGGGGCGCCAUCCUGCGCCAACAGCUCAGCCACAUCGAGGCCUGGGCGGAGAAACAGGGCCUGGAGCUCGCCGCAGACUGCCACCUCAGCCGCAUAGUGCAGGCGACGACGCUCCUCACCAUGGACAAGUACUCCAUGCAGGACGUCCAGAACAUCAACAACACCUGCUUCAAGCUCAACUCUCUGCAGCUCAACGCGCUGAUGAGUAACUACCACUGCGCCCCGGACGAGCCCUACAUCCCCCCUGAGCUGAUCGAUCACGUGGUGGCGGUGGCGGAGAACACGGCGGACGAGCUGGCCCGCAGCGACGGCCGUGAGGUCCAGCUGGAGGAGGACCCUGACCUACAGCUCCCGUUCCUGCUGCCGGAGGACGGCUACUCCUGCGACGUGGUCCGCAACAUUCCCAGCGGCUUCCAGGAGUUCCUGGAUCCGCUGUGUCAGAGAGGUUUUUGUCGUCUGAUCCCGCAUCCUCGCUCACCCGGAACCUGGACCGUCUACUUCGAGGGAGCGGACUGCGACAGCCACUUCUCCGCGGACACCUCCGACAUGCCAAUGAGGAAGGAACCUGAAAUCGUGACGGUGACGUUGAAGAAGCACAACGGCAUGGGCCUCAGCAUCGUCGCCGCCAAGGGUGCUGGACAGGAGAAACUUGGGAUUUACAUCAAGUCUGUCGUCAAAGGAGGAGCUGCGGACAUGGACGGCCGUCUGGCUGCUGGAGAUCAGCUGCUCAGCGUGGACGGGAGAAGUCUGGUCGGACUUUCUCAGGAGAGGGCGGCGGAGCUGAUGACCCGAACAGGCUCGGUGGUGACUCUGGAGGUGGCCAGACAGGGCGCUAUUUACCACGGCCUGGCCACCCUGCUCAACCAGCCGUCUCCCAUGAUGCAACGGGCGUCGGACCGGGCCCGCAUGGAUAAAGGCAAAUCCAGGCCGAAGAGCGAGGGCUUCGAGCUCUACAACAACUCUGUGCAGAACGGCUCUCCGCAGAGCCCACAGGGGAACUGGGACACGUACCCCGAGCAGAAGAGGGACGAGAGGCUGCUGAAGAACCGCGCAGAUCACCGCUCCAGCCCCAACGUCGCCAAUCAACCCCAGAGUCCGGGGGGGAAACCCGUGUACCCAGGAGCGCCGGGUAAAAUCACCUCCGUCUCCACGGGCAACCUGUGUCCUGAUGAGGAGCCGUCCCCGCCUCGUCCGGAGGCGUACCCCAUCCCUACGCAGACCUACCCCAGGGACUACUUCACCUUCCCAGCCUCCAAAUCUCAGGACAGGAUGGGACCAGGACCUGGCCAGGUCUGGCAGGGCGGCGAGCCCGAACCUCUUCCUCCCAUGGACGAGCAUCUCCAUAACAACAUGGCUAUGCAGCGGGUAGCACGCUCUCAGGAGGAGCUGUGUGACGUGCCCACUAGGUACCCUGGCGAUCGAUUGCGGCAGGACGACCUGCUCCACCUGCAGCAGCAGCAGCGUGAAGCAGAGUACCAGCGUGGUGGAGAUCCUUGGAACCACCACGUCUCCUCCUCUGUGGAGUCCAGCACUUCCAGCCAGGAGCACCUCAACUACCCAAUUUCCUCCUCCAGCAAAGGCCAGAGCAACCACAAGAGCGGUGCCGGCCGCUGGAAGACCCCCGGCGCACCCGGCGCCCCGGUCGGCGCGCCCCAGCCGUCUCGUACCGACCUGCCCCCACCACCUCCUCCACCUCCACCUGCGAUCUACGAUUACGAUCCGCAGGCUGACCUGCCUCUACCCCCGCCUCCAUCGGUGACCCAGCAGCAAGCCGCGGUCGACCGCAAGAAACGGGAAGAGCAGCAGCGCUGGUAUGAGAAGGAGAAGGCGCGGCUGGACGAGGAGCGCGAGCGCAAGAAGAGGGAGCAGGAGAGGAAGCUCGGGCAGAUCCGCAACCCUGCAAUGCCUCCACCUGUCCUGCACAACAACACCCAGCACCAGCCGAUGCCACCACCUCAACAGAUCCCUCAACCGUACCUGCCCCCCGCUCAGCCACCCCAAACACAACAACUUCCCCGCCCUGAGAAGCUGCCCACUCUUCCUCGAGCUCCUCCUCCUCCCACUCCUCAGGACACGGUGAUCCGGGACAUGCAGCCUCAGCAACAGCCGCGCACCAUCGAGAGGCGCGACCUGCAGUACAUCACCAUCAGCAAAGAGGAGCUGUCCGCGGCCGACAGCCUGUCCCCGGACCCGUGGAAGAGGGACGCCCGGGAGAAACUGGAGAAGCAGCAGCAGCUGCACAUCGUCGACUUGCUCGACAGAGAGAUCCAGGAGCUUCAGGCCAAGCCGGAGCGCACGGCCGAGGAGAGCGACCGCCUGCGCAAGCUCAUGCUGGAGUGGCAGUUCCAGAAGAGGCUGCAGGAGUCCAAGCAGAGCGAGGAGGACGAGGAGGAGGAGGACGACGAAGACGUCGACACGGUGCUGAUCAUGCAGAGGCUGGAAGCUGAGAAGAGAGCACGGCUGCAGGACGAGGAGCGGAGACGGAAGCAGCAGCUCGAGGAGAUCCGUAAGCGCGAGGCAGAGGAACGGGCCAGGCAGGAGGAGGAGAGACGCCGGAGAGAAGAGGAGCGAGCCAGACGAGAGACUGACGAGAAGAGGAGACAGGAGGAGGAGUACUACACCCGCCUGGAGGCGGAGAGGCGCCGGCAGCACGAGGAGGCCGAGCGCAAGCUGCUGACGCCAGACGAUCCUGGUCUGUACAGACCUCCUCUCCCACGGGACUACCAGCCCCCCCCUCCUGCCACUAACACCAACAUCAACACCAACACCACCAACCCUCCUCCGACCCCGCCUCAGAGAAACACCUCGUACCUCAAAACCCAGGUCGUCUCCCCCGACACCUUAUACACUGCCAAGUUUGUCUCGUACAAUGACGAGGAGGAGGAGGAGGGGGAGGAGGAUGAUGCAGGCUUAGCAGGUCAGGUUAAGCUCUCAGCUACGCGGAAGUCCUACGGCGACCUUGUUCCCGCCCAAAAGACCGCGCCGCCACCCGCUAUGCGCAAGCCGCGCCCCGUCUCCGACGGCAUCUUUCUGUCCAGCUCCUUCCAGCUGCCUGCAGACGCCAAUGCCAACAGUACUGCGCCCAAACCGGGGCAAGCCCCUCCCCCUCCCACCAAACCCAAAGGGUAUAAUUCGUACACUGGAAACACGCCGGGCGUUGUAGGAGACGUCUUCAAGGAGAAAUGGACUAAAGGCGGACCGGAUCAGGAGAACACGAUAGGCGGAGCGCCGGAGAAUCUCACGUUUAAGGAGCGUCAGAGACUUUUCUCGCAGGGAAAAGAGGUUUCCAACAAGGUGAAGGCCUCACGCAAGCUCAUGGAGCUGGAGAACGAACUGAACACCAAACAGUAGCUAAGAGCUUUGUAGCGGGACUCGACACUAAUCCCUGACCCCUGACCCUUGACCCCUGACCCCUGACCCCAGCACUGGAACGAGAGAGAGUGAGAGAGAGAGAUUCAACCGGAGCUUCCCUUAUAUAUAUAUUUUUUUUUCAUUAUAAUUUUUUGUUUAUUUUUCAAAUUCAUUUUGAUUUGUGUGACAUAACUGGACCAGUAAGUAUAAUUUUAGCGUCGAGAGACAAUACUGUGUGAUUUCUGAUUUUUUUUUUUUUUUUUUUUGUCCCUCCAGCGUAUCAGAUAUAUAAUAAAGCACUGUACAAAUGUUUUAAUAAUAUUAAUGUUGAAUUUGAAAAUGGCAUAUUUUUGGUUUAUGAAAAUGUUAAAUCUGAAAAGAAAAAAAAAAGCCACACGCUCUCUUCAUAUUUUAUUUUUUUAAAUAUCACUGAUUGUAAUGUGGGAUGUUUUACGGUGGUGUUUUAUCUGCAAACUUCCACACUUUUCACGUUUCUUUUCUUUUUCUCCUUCCCUUUUUUUCGUUAAAAAAAAAAAAAAUGUCAGAUUGGGACCAGUUUCCUGUCUCCCAGUACUCCCAGUACGGAAAUGUAAAAGCGCCAAGGCCGUUACAGAGCACUCGGCCCGACUCUGUGCACAUUUGAAGACGUAGGCAGAGUCGUCAGAUCUCGUCGAGCGUAGUAAAGUAGGUCCUCCUCUGGGAAGUGAGAAAGUUUGCGUUUGUGCUGUAAAUCCGGACAGAGGGAAAGUUUCAGUUUUAUAUUUUUCUAUUAUAAUAGUUUCUAUUAUAAUAGUUUCUAUUAUAAUAGUUUUCUAUUUUCCCGCUUUUAGUUUUUUAUUAGUAGGUAACGGAUGUGAUUGAAGUGACAGGGUGUGAGAGCUGAGCUGAGCUGAUAAAGACGUGAAGUGAUUCAGUGAAGAAGUGAAACACAGAAGCCUUGCUGUUGCAGGUGUUUGUUUGAACCGUAUAUCGUUCGGACGCCCGCGUGAGUCGGAAUUAUUAUUAUUAUUUUUUUUUCAGACCCGCCCCUAAAGUUCGAACGUGAGUUUAUUUUCAUUUCCAAGGCCACAGUAUUGAAGUUCAAGUUUGUGGUUGUGUAUCUCUAUUAACACUCUGGGCUUACUGGUGUAUGUGUAAAUUAUUUUUCUUCUUCCCCCAGGAAAACACAAACUUUGUAAAUUGACCCAGUUCAUACUGUAACACUACAGUGUCGAUAUUCUUUCAACUUUUAUUUCUGCUGCGGAAAUGUAAACUGACAUGUAUACACACUCAUACGUUUAUCACUCUAGGUUCAGGAAGAGUUUAUUUGAUUUCAUUUUAAUGGUUGUUACAUGUUAGGCUUUUGUAAAUCAUAAAUAAAUUCAGAUUUUACAAAAAAAAAAAAAAAAAAAACCCUGUGCUGUCUGUUUGUGAUCGAGUUCUACAGCUGUGUACGGAAUGAAAUCUUUCAUGGCAUGCAGCUUGGAGGAAAAUCAUUAUCAUCAACAUCAUCAUCAUUACCUCCACUAUCCUACAAGCAUUACAAAAAAAAAAAAAACUCCUUACACUGGAGACUCCUUCCAUAAACGUUAAACAUCUCACAGAAAAUGUCACCACGUUAAUUCUUCCGUGUUUUUGCUGCACGUGCUUCAUAUAAAACUUCUGCGUUAGAGUUCCUGCCUGAGCCGUUUCUAUGGCAACUUCUGACCACUCGGAAUCCAGAUGUGGUCAGGGCUGUGGUAUAACAUUUUUAUAACGUCAAUUAUCCAUCUUUAGGUUUAUACUGUACAGUGUCGCCUAAAGGUAUGGCUAUGAGGGAGGUGUUCACAUCAAAACAGGACUUUUGAUUGUGCAGAAUAACAGAACACUGUUAUCAGAGAAACUAAAACUCCCUUUAUUUCUUUAUAUAAUCCUGUGCUACACUAAUGCACUUAUCCCAGUGUUUCACUAGUGCUUGGACGCCAUCAAGGUAAAAGGUUUUGGACUGCAGGUCUGUUUUGAAACGCUGGCCUCACAGGAACUCCUUUAAUAGCACAAAGUGGUGCAGUGACCAAUAUGAGGUCUUGGAAAAAAAACAAAAAAAACAAUGAAUUUGGUGAUCAUGGCUUUACUUGGAAACCUUGGUGCUGUCCAAGCACUAGUAAAACACUGGAUUAAGUGCAUUAGUGUAGCAGGAGAUUAUAUUCAUAGAACUGUCUUCUGUUAUUCUGCACAUUAAAAAGUCCGGUUUUGACUUGAACACCCUCAUACUUGUAUGAACUUUGAUUAUUUCAUUUUUGUAUGUCAAAAUAAGAGAGACCUUCCUAACGCUAAUGU
This is a messenger RNA of Clarias gariepinus (North African catfish), 8253 nucleotides long. RefSeq names its product afadin, adherens junction formation factor a (gene afdna). The transcript has 34 exons. The coding region runs from base 229 to 5958 and encodes 1909 amino acids. Gene Ontology annotation, biological process: signal transduction; regulation of protein localization. Gene Ontology annotation, molecular function: cell adhesion molecule binding. NCBI's taxonomy places the organism in Eukaryota, Metazoa, Chordata, Actinopteri, Siluriformes, Clariidae. Gene Ontology annotation, cellular component: adherens junction. The record is from RefSeq and is a predicted model, not a curated record.